CUCUCUCUCUCUCUCUCUCUCUCUCUCUCUCUCUCUCUCUCUCUCACACACACACACACACACACACACACACACACACACACCACGUCCUCUGAGAACUCAGCUGGCUGCGACGGCGCACACCCCGCCCCGGCGCGCGUCCCAGGCCGGUGGAGCGCAGAUCCAGAUCCCCGGAUCCCGAGCCUCAGGUGGCGCGGAAGGGAGAGCCCGCGCGUGGCAGCCCUAGCUGCCCUUGCCGAGACCCUCAGCCCUCCGUCCGGAUAGGGGAGCUGAGCAGGCGCGGCUGGCACCCAGAGCCCACCUGCCGGCCCUCGCGGUUGGUUCCUCCAGCUGUGCCCGGCUCCCGGCGUCCGCUCCGCAGCUGGAGCGCCACCCCGGCUCCGCCGCCGUCCCCUUCACCUCCGGAGUGUCCCGGGCCACCCGAAGAAGCGCGCGGCGCGACAGCGGGACCUCGCAAUGGCCUGGGCGCGCGGGCUGCUGUGUCUGUGGCUAGGCUGCUUCGGUCUGAACCUGGCGCGCGGUCAGAGACCGAGCCUGCAUCUCCCGGAGCUCCGCGGGGCUGCACCCGGCGACCGCACGACAGGUGGUGGCCCGAGCCCGGACUGGCCGCCGCAGGAUAAGGUGUCAGAGCAUAUGCUGUGGCUCUACGACAGGUACAGCGGCGGCGGCAGAGUCCAGGCCACCCGGACACCCGGCUCGCUGCCUCCGGGUCCCCAGGCCCUGCGUGGUGGCAACACCGUACGCAGCUUCAGAGCCGCAGCCGCAGGAACCCUUCAAAAACGAGGGUUGCACACUUUUAAUCUUACUUCUCUAACCAAGUCUGAAAACAUUUUGUCAGCCACACUGUAUUUCUAUAUUGGAGAAUUAAUGAACAUCAGCUUGGGCUGUCCAGUGUCCCAAGGAUGCUUCCAUCGUGCUCAGAGACAGCACAUCCAGAUAGAUCUCUCAGCAUGGAUCCUCAAAUCCAACCAAAGCCAGCUCCUGGGUCACCUGUCCAUAGAUGUGGCCAAACCUUAUAGAGACAGUAUGUCUUGGCUGUCAAAAGACAUCACUCAGCUCUUAAGGAAGUCCAAGCAAAAUGAGGAGUUCCUCCUUGGAUUUAACAUUACCUCCAGAGCACAUGAGCUGCCCAAGAGGAUGCUGCUUUUCCCGGAGCCUUACAUCUUGGUAUAUGCCAAUGAUGCUGCCAUUUCUGAGCCAGAAAGCGUGGUAUCUAGUUUACAGAGACACCGAGAUUUCUCCACAGGAACUGUGCCUGGACUGGAUAGCCAUGUCAGAGAUGCCCCCUCUGUUGAAAGGAGGAAGAAGCGCUCUACUGGGAUCUUGUUGCCAUUGCAGAACAAUGAGCUACCUGGGGCAGAGUAUCAGUACAAGGAGGAUGGGGUAUGGGAGGAGAGAAAGCCUUACAAGAGCCUUCAGACUCAGCCCCUGGAGAAGAGCAAGAACAAGAAGAAACAGAGGAAAGGGCCUCAUCAGAAGGGACAGACACUGAAGUUUGAUGAGCAGACCCUGAAGAAGGCAAGACGAAAGCAAUGGAUCGAACCUCGGAACUGUGCCAGGAGGUACCUUAAAGUGGACUUUGCUGAUAUUGGAUGGAGUGAAUGGAUUAUCUCCCCCAAGUCAUUUGAUGCUUACUAUUGCUCUGGAGCCUGCCAGUUCCCAAUGCCAAAGUCUUUGAAGCCGUCAAAUCAUGCAACCAUCCAGAGCAUAGUGAGAGCUGUGGGGGUCGUCUCUGGAAUUCCUGAGCCUUGCUGUGUGCCAGAAAAGAUGUCCUCACUCAGUAUAUUAUUCUUUGAUGAAAACAAGAAUGUUGUGCUUAAAGUCUAUCCUAACAUGACAGUAGACUCUUGUGCUUGUAGAUAACCCAUCAGAGAACUCAUCCAAAUGCUCGAUUCAAUCAUUAGUUUUAUGGACUUUUGUUUUGUUUUUGUUUUUGCACUGCAAAUACAUUUUGUCCCCCCAAAAAAUGUUUUACAGCAUAAAGGGAAUGAAGCAGUAGAUGGGAGAUUUCCACCAAACAAAACUGGACUGUAUUUUCUUUUGAAUGUAACUAAAAGUAAGAUUUUCAUAAAUGUAGAUGUCUACUUCAUUUCUUUAAUCACAUAAGUAAAAUUAUUACUCAAACUGUUUUUAGAAGCAUUAGAGAACACAUUGACUUAUUUUUGUAUUGGGCUUUAAGACUAGGUGGGAAAUAACAGCAAUAACUUGUCAUUUGUCUCUACUUAUAUAAAGACUAAAGGGAAGUAAAUAGAAAUCUUGUAGUUUUUAAACUAGGUUUCCUGCCUUAGACUCUUGAUCAGCCAGCCAUUGCUAAACACCCAGCUGACUCUGAUGCUCAUGUAAAAGGUUUCUGAGACUUGUUUCACCUCAAUUUUUCUCCACAAUCAUGGUGUGAGCUGAGCUAGUGUGUGCUGCGUGCUAGUGUGAGUAUACGUGUGCCACCUCCCUGCUUUGAAAAAGAUUCUUAAUGUGGUUCUAUAAAUCCAUCUUCAUGGGAUUCCUUUUUUUUCAAUAUUACAUUCUGAUGUGCACCAGCCACUGAUGAUUGCAUGAUCCAAGAGCGUACGCCAAGAGUGAUGCGUGAACCAGACCCCAUCACUGAUUGGAAAUACAGUUGUUUUCAUUUCAUUGACUCCCAGAAAGAGAGAACCAGAGACUCCAUUUUUGAAACCCCAGAUGUAACUCUUCUCUGUCUCUUUUUUCUACGUGGCCUUUCAUUUGCUUUAAGCGAAUUUAGGAAGUAGUUCCUGAAGUUAUUAGCUUUCUAGGUUCGUUGCUAUUAUGCUCUUUCUUCUUGUGAUGGUGUGGAGACUUUGGGGCUUAAAAAUUAUUAGAAAUGACCAAGUGAGUUAUUAUAUUAUAGAAAAUAUCAUGUUCCGCACCUGUUUCUAGGCUCUUCUCCUCACAGAUCAAGACACUGGCCUCAGACACAGAGCUUAUACUUCAUCAAAGCUUGCUAAAAAAUUAUCCACCAAGAAAAGAGCCAAUACAGACACGGUUCAUUUCCAUUUGCUAUAAAUACCUCCUCUUAGAUUUUUGCCCUUGAAAAUUAUUUUAUCUUUCACUUGCAAACUGGAGAAGAACAGAUACACUUUAGGAUUUGUAGAAGAGAACAGUAUUCCAUGCAGGAUUUCAUUUGAAGGCUAAUACAUAAUACCUCUGGGUAAAGCUCUUUCCAUUUUAAAAAGCCCUAAUGUGGUGUGGAAUUGUCUUAACUCCCAAUGAGACGAAGAGUGUGUAAAGAACUGCAGUGGAGGUUCCAAAGUCACCUGGUUUCCUCUAGUUCACUUUUCAUCCUUUUAACAUAAAGUUACAGACUUUCAAACUCAGGUGGAGAAUAAAAUACUCUUUAACAAAAUUUCUGACAAAUCUGAAAGCAAAAUACAUGACAGUAACAAAAAGUUAUAUAUUCACAGGUCUUUCAUCAAAUAAUUUUUUUUUCCUCAGUACAUUUGAUGAAAUUCUUAAUUUUGCCUUUUCUAAAGAUAUACUGAUCCCAAACUCUAGCAAUUCUUUGUAUCACUUCUCUGCCUUUUAUAAUUUCUGAUGCCUUUUAAAACUCAAAUCAAUUUCUACUUUUUGUGUACUAAAUCCUACCGUGUGCCCAAGCCUUCUCAAUGUUAAGAAUUCCCAAGUACUGAAUAAUUAAUAUUUCACUUUGAUUAUUGGCUCUCAUGCUAAACAGCACAGACUGAGCUUUGACAUUUUCUCAUUGGUGGAAACCGUGCUCACUAACCGUUGCUCUAAACACCUGCUAGCCGUCAUGCCAGCAUAUACUAAGUUGGAAGUGCACAAUGGUAUGCGUGGGAAAAAAUUAUUCCUAGUGGUGGGGGAUAAAUUGACUGGCAUUUAAAUUAGCAAAAUGUUUUAAAAAUGCAACAUUAAGUAAGUGCCAAUUUUGCAACAUGUUAGGGACAAGUUUCCAUACAAUUCCCACGUAAGAUUCUGAGAAUGCAGGGCUGUAGAUAGGCUCAGUAGAUAAGAGCUCUUUCUGCUCCUCCAGAGGUCCUGAGUUCAAUUCCCAGCAACAACAUGGUGGCUCACAACCAUCUAUAAUGAGAUCUGGUGCCCUCUUCUUGCAUGCAGGCAUACAGGCAGAUAGAGCACUCAUACAUAAAAUAAAUAAAUCUUUUUAAAAAAGAAAGAUUUUGAGAGUGCUCCCAUACAAUUUUAAGAUUGGUGGGAAAAGGAUUACAUUGCAAAAUGCUAUUUCUUAAAUUAAAUCUGCUUGCCCCAUAUCUAUUUCUGUCUCCCUCUCCCUCCUCAACAUCAUUCUUCUUCUCUUCCCUCUCAAGCACUGUUGCAGCCAUUCUUACACACACACACACACACACACACACACACACACACACACAAAGAGAGAGAGAGAAGCAGAGACAGACAGAGACAGAGGCAGAGACAGGAGACAACAGAGAGACAAAGACAGAGACAGACAGUUAAUAAAAUAUUUUUUUGAAACAAAAUGUCUACAAAAAUACCAAUGGGUUAAUUUUGGGUUGACCAUUUAUUACUGGGCAUAGGCCCUACCCUAAAGUGUGGUCAAUACACCCAGUGAUACUCCGUUGGAGAAAACUAAUUUUUCCUUUGCAAGGAAAAAUUGUGUCUAUUGCCCCUCUCAGCACUGGUCCCACAUCUGGCUCAAAUCUGUGCAUUCUUUUUCUGAUAACCGUUUCUCUGGAAUUCCAGUUAAAGGAUUACCCAUAUCCAUGCAGUAUUUUAAGAAUUCUUCAUUGUAACCUGUGUAAAUAACAUAUAAUUUACAGAUGUUAACGCUGUAGAAUGAAACUGGAAGAUUGAAUGCCUUGGAUCUCAGGAUUGCAGUAUUCCAGAUUAAAUUUUAAACUUACCUAGCUUUGUAUUAACUCAUGACCAUUUAUUCACUAACAUGAUGUUUUACUAUUUCUGUAUAAAACUCGUAUUACACAUUUAAUACUUCAUAGAGAACCAUGAGUAAUAAUGUCACCAGUCUGACCUAUACAAUGCUUAUGUAACUAUCCUCUUGAGUUAAGGUCAGAGCUUUAAGUAUUCUCUGUGCUACCAAGUAGCAAAUGCCUGGACAUGUUGAAGUAAGGUUGGGUUAGAGAACAGCUAUGCAUUUCUGACAUGUGAGGAUGAAUAAGCAACGAAGUAAGAAACCUAGGCUAAGUCUGAUUUCUCAGUAUUUUAAUGCAGCUUAUGAGUGAUAAAAUGACCCCCCUUUUCUAAAGACAAAACUUUCCCUUCAACUUUUCACACUAGUUUCUGUAAAUGUUUCAGUUGAAAAUUUAAAGCUUGUACAGUCAAUGGCAAUUUAAAUAUAUAUUAUAUGUAUAUGGAAAAGUUUAAAGAUGCUUUCUUAAUUUAUUUAAUUACUGUUGCCUUUCUAUAUUGGUAAUGAGUUUCUUCCUUACUAGGUGACAACAACAUCUUUUUUUUUUUUUUACUCUAGUUCCUAGAUAGGACAUGACAUUUGGUUCUUUGUCAGGUCCAUUUCAAGGGUGUCGCAGCUGUAACUGUGAAGGUCACUUCACUACUGAUGUGUUAAGCUUUGCUGAACUUGUAUCAUUUCCCUCCAGUAACGAAGAACUUUCAUUUUACAUUUCAAAAAUAAAAACAGCUUCAUUGAA
Molecule: messenger RNA, 5606 nt
Organism: Psammomys obesus (fat sand rat)
Lineage: Eukaryota; Metazoa; Chordata; Mammalia; Rodentia; Muridae
Gene: Bmp3
Product: bone morphogenetic protein 3
Exons: 3
Coding region: 457-1863 (468 amino acids)
Biological process (GO): osteoblast differentiation; BMP signaling pathway; SMAD protein signal transduction
Cellular component (GO): extracellular region
Molecular function (GO): growth factor activity; cytokine activity
Source: RefSeq, a predicted model, not a curated record